AUGAGCAGCAACUCAUCCUCAGCCUCAGCCCUGCAGUUCUGCUACGAAAACGUGACCGGGUCCUGCGUGAAAACUCCCUACUCGCCUGGACCCCGCGUGAUCCUCUACGUGGUGUUUGGCAUUGGGGCGGUGCUGGCUGUGUUUGGAAAUCUCCUGGUCGUGACUUCCAUCCUCCAUUUCCGGCAGCUGCAUUCUCCCACCAAUUUCCUCAUCGCCUCUCUGGCCUGUGCUGACUUCUGCGUGGGAGUGGCUGUGAUGCCCUUUAGCAUGGUCAGGUCUGUGGAGAGCUGCUGGUACUUCGGGAGAAGUUUCUGCACAUUCCACACGUGCUGUGACGUGGCGUUUUGCUACUCCUCUCUCUUCCACCUGUGCUUCAUCUCCAUCGACAGGUACAUCGCCGUGACGGACCCUCUGAUCUAUCCCACCAAGUUCACGGUGUCCGUGUCAGGGGUUUGCAUUGGCAUCUCCUGGGUGCUGCCUCUGCUGUACAGUGGCGCCGUGUUCUACACGGGUGUCUAUGACGAUGGGCUGGAGGAAUUAUCCAAUGCCCUCAACUGUGUGGGAGGUUGUCAGGUGGUUGUCAAUCAAAACUGGGUGUUGAUCGAUUUUCUGUCCUUCUUUAUACCCACUCUUAUUAUGAUAAUUCUGUACAGUAAUAUUUUUCUCGUGGCAAGACAGCAAGCUAAGAAGAUUGAGAACACUGGUGGCAAUGUGCAGUCCUCCUCGGAGAGUUACAAAGCCAGAGUGGCCAAGAGAGAGCGAAAAGCUGCCAAAACUCUGGGGGUUACUGUGAUAGCUUUUAUGAUCUCCUGGUUACCUUAUAGUAUCGAUUCGCUGGUUGAUGCUUUCAUGGGAUUUAUUACCCCUGCCUACAUUUAUGAGAUUUGUGUGUGGUGUGCUUAUUAUAACUCAGCCAUGAAUCCUUUGAUUUAUGCUUUAUUUUACCCAUGGUUUAAGAAAGCUAUUAAAGUUAUCCUCAGUGGUCACGUUUUCAAGAACAGUUCAGCAACCAUGAAUUUGUUCUCUGAACAACUGUAA
Messenger RNA from Perognathus longimembris pacificus (Pacific pocket mouse), 1038 nucleotides. Its product is annotated as trace amine-associated receptor 6. The transcript has a single exon. Gene Ontology annotation, molecular function: trace-amine receptor activity. Gene Ontology annotation, cellular component: membrane. Gene Ontology annotation, biological process: G protein-coupled receptor signaling pathway. Lineage: Eukaryota; Metazoa; Chordata; Mammalia; Rodentia; Heteromyidae. The coding region runs from base 1 to 1038 and encodes 345 amino acids. The record is from RefSeq and is a predicted model, not a curated record.